Panicum virgatum (switchgrass) is the source of this 2175-nucleotide messenger RNA. Its product is annotated as subtilisin-like protease SBT4.15. Gene Ontology annotation, biological process: proteolysis. NCBI's taxonomy places the organism in Eukaryota, Viridiplantae, Streptophyta, Magnoliopsida, Poales, Poaceae. Gene Ontology annotation, molecular function: serine-type endopeptidase activity. The record is from RefSeq and is a predicted model, not a curated record.
AUGCGUCGUUUCAGUGUCAGAACGGGUCUCCUCCUCCUUGUUCUCUUCUUCGCCGCGACCCUGAACAAUGCCUCUGAAGAUGGAAGACAGGUCAGACCACCAGCACGGCUGAACAUUAUUGGCCGUUUCUUCUUUGGGAUCUUCUGUUCAGUGUCGUUCAUGAGCAGGUCUACAUCGUGUACCUGGGGGCUGGGGCACCUGCCUAGUGUGGGCUCGUCAGAGCCUGAAGCUUUCUCUGCUGUUGUAGAAGCUUCUCAUCACGAUCUGCUCGACCAGGUCCUCGACGACGACAGCUCGGCCUCUGACAGGAUCCUCCGUAGCUACAAGAGAAGCCUCAAUGACUUUGCAGCCAGGCUUACUGAAUUAGAGGCACACAAACUCUCCAGCAUAGAGGGCGCCGUGUCAGUCUUCCCGAGCAGGACCCGCGAGCUUCUGACCACAAGAUCAUGGGAUUUCCUGGGCUUCCCUCAAGCGCCGCUCGAGGAGCUACCCUUGCAAGGCGACGUCAUCGUCGGCAUGCUGGACUCCGGCGUGUGGCCGGACUCCCCGUCCUUCUCCGACGAGGGCAUGAGCCCGCCGCCGGGCAGAUGGAAGGGCGCCUGCCAGAACUUCACCUGCAACAACAAAAUCAUCGGCGCCCGCGCCUACCGCAACGGCGCCACCGGCAUGUCGCCGGUGGACGACAACGGCCACGGGAGCCACACCGCGUCCACCGUUGCCGGCCGCGCGGUCGGCGGCGUGAGCCUCGCCGGGCUGGCCGCCGGCACGGCCCGCGGCGCCGUGCCGGGCGCCAGGCUCGCCGUCUACAGGGUAUGCUGGCAGCGCGGGCACUGCGGCGACGCCGACGUCGACGUCCUGGCGGCGUUCGACGACGCCGUCGCCGACGGCGUGGACGUCAUCUCCUUCUCCAUCGGGAGCAAGGCCCCGUCGCCGUACUUCGAGGAUGCCGCCGCCAUCGGGUCCUUCCACGCCAUGAGGCGAGGGGUGCUCACCUCCGCCGGAGCCGGGAACGCCGGCGUGCUGGACGGCGGGAACGUCUGCAACGUCGCGCCGUGGAUGCUGUCCGUCGCCGCGAGCAGCACCGACCGCCGGCUCGUCGACAAGAUUGUGCUCGGAAACGGCAAGACCAUAGUGGGAGCCUCCAUAAACACUUUUCCACCUGUACAGAAUGCGCCCCUUGCAUUCCCUGUCAACGGUUCGUGUGAUCCUGAUGACCUUGAUGGAGUGGGCACCAUAGGCGGCACCGAGACGGCAACCGAUCCGCACGCUCCAAAACCGGCUUCGUUCUCUUCCCCGGGCCCGAACCUGAUCACCCCCGGGAUCUUGAAGCCUGAUCUGUCUGCACCGGGGAUUGAGAUCAUAGCAUCGUGGUCACCCCUGUCGCCGCCAAAAUUUAUUCCUAAGGAUAAUGGGAAGGUCUUGUACAACAUCGAGUCCGGCACGUCCAUGGCGUGCCCGCACGCGAGUGGAGCUGCGGCAUAUGUCAAGUCCUUCCACCACGAUUGGCCCCCCGCGAUGAUCAUGUCUGCCUUAAUCACCACAGCCACUCCGAUGAACACGCCGGCCAACUCCGGCAGCAACGAGCUCAAGUACGGCGCCGGCCAGCUUAACCCGGCGAAGGCGCGCCACCCCGGCCUCGUGUACGACGUGUCGGAGCGCGACUACAUCGCCAUGCUCUGCGCGCAGGGGUACAAUGCCACCGCCCUCGCGCUCAUCACCGGCUCCGCCGCCCCGGCCUGCGCCGAUUCCUCGGUGGCCGGCUCCACCGUCGGCGAACUGAACUACCCGACCAUGGCUGCCCAAGUGGAGCCUGGGCAGAACUUCACCGUGGGGUUCCCGCGGACCGCCACCAACGUCGGAGACGACGGCGGCGCGGUGUACGACGUGAAGGUUGUUUUUGCUGUCGGGGCGGCCGCUGACCUGAUCGCCGUCGCUAUUUCGCCGAGCAGGCUGGAAUUCAGCGAGCGGAACGCCAAGUUCACCGUGACGGUCGCCGGCGUGGCGCCAGGCGUGGGCCGUGUCGUCUCGGCGGCCGUCGUGUGGUCCGACGGCGAGCACAGGUCAGGAGCCCUGUGGUGGUGGCACUGCGUCGACAUCCACGACGCCGCCGUCCACUGCAUCGCCCUACUCGAGGACGCCCGCGGCGCCGCCUGCCACGGCGCAUUCGGCAACUAG